GUCAAAAUAUGAUGUCCCCAUACAUGGAAAAAAAUGGGUCUUAAGUACAAUGGGGUCUGCAUGGAGGGUACACAAGUGUCGAUUCAAGGAAAAGUUUUGCAAAACAUAUAAGGAUAAUAUGACGAGAUGGCGCCACCGCCCAAAAGACAUUCCCCAAAGUGAUUUUCGAGCUCUUUUAAAGCGAUGGAAUUGUAAAGAUUAUCAAGCAAAAUGUUCCCGUAACAAGCGCAGUCGUAGUUUCCAGAAGGACAAUCACACAGCUGGUCGUGAGUCUUUUGCGAGGAUUCGGGAAAGAUUGGAAACUACCCUUCCAAAUUGUAAUGACAUACCUUUGUCAACUAUGUUUGAAGUCACACGUAAAAGGACUGAGGGCCGCAACUACAAAGAGUGUAAUGAAGAUACUGCUGCAAAAGUGGCCAAAAUGAAGAACUAUGAGGCACAGAAUAAGGAUGAAAGUGGCACUACAAGAAAAAUAACUUUGGGCAACAAGUUUAUUUUUUAUGGGCGACAAUAAUUAAAUUCAUUGCACAAUGUUACACUAAAUGACAUCAAUUUUUUUUUUGUUGCACAAUAGUUAUUUUUUUACCAUGAAUUCUAGAGUUGUGGCCUAUACUAUAUCAUGUGCCAUAGUUUACGUGUUUCGAUGUCCAUGAAAUUAUUCUAGAGCUACUAAUUAGCUAUUGUUGCCCAAAAUGUAAAUGGGCCACAAUUUUUAACUUUAUUCGUUGCCUUUGAUGUAGAAUGGGCAACAAGUUUCAACCUAACUCGUUGCCUUUAUUGGAAAAAUAGGCAACAAAACUACAAAAGCUAUUCAAAAC
Messenger RNA from Cuscuta epithymum, 818 nucleotides. The record is from the annotation of a GenBank genome assembly. Lineage: Eukaryota; Viridiplantae; Streptophyta; Magnoliopsida; Solanales; Convolvulaceae.